Molecule: messenger RNA, 2274 nt
Organism: Thecamonas trahens ATCC 50062
Lineage: Eukaryota; Apusomonadida; Apusomonadidae
Product: DEAD box ATP-dependent RNA helicase
Exons: 2
Coding region: 23-2248 (741 amino acids)
Molecular function (GO): protein binding; nucleic acid binding; ATP binding
Source: RefSeq, a predicted model, not a curated record
CUCUCAACUUUAAUCGUUGGUCAUGUCUGCGUUUGAGAAGCUUGGAGUCUGCCCAGAAAUCAUCGCCGCCGUAGAGGAACUUGGCUGGCAGCUGCCCACCCCUGUUCAGAACGAAGCUAUUCCGCUCAUUCUUGGAGGUGGUGACGUAUUGGCUGCCGCAGAGACAGGGACGGGCAAGACUGGUGCCUUUGCUCUGCCUGUCGUUCAAAUUGUCCAUGAGACGCUCUCAGACCAAGUCUCUCUCGGUCGCUCUGCCGCCUCGGCUCCCAGCUCAGCCGCCAGCUCGGCCGCGAGUUCGUCCUCGACUGAGAGUGUUGUGCUCUCGACCCAAGAUCGUGAUCUGACGUGUGCCAUUGCUGACAACGGGCUGACGGUUCAGUCGCGGGCGGCGUACAAUUGGGCAGGGGCGAGGGCGAGCUGUGGCUUUGUGGAUGGCGCGGUGUACUUUGAGGCAAAGGUGACGGACGAGGGGCUGGCCCGGGUCGGGCUGGCGACAGAGACCGCGACGCUCAACCUGGGUACGGACGCCGGCUCGUUUGGCUUUGGCGGGACGGGCAAGAAGUCGUACAAGCGCAAGUUUGAGCCGUACGGCGAGCCGUUUGGCCUCGGCGACGUCAUCGGUGUCAUGCUCGACAGGACUCAGCGGACGGUCGGCUUCUCCAAGAACGGCACUCUGUUUGGAACGGCGUUUGACAUCCCUCCCGCGCUCGACGGCGUUGCCAUCUUUCCGGCGGUCGUCCUCAAGAACGCGGAGAUGGUGUUCAACUUUGGUGCGACGCCGUUUGUGCACCCGCUGCCGUCGGGCUAUGUGGCGGUCGACAGCGCACCUCCGGCCUGGCGCGUCGCCGGCGGGAGUGUGGCGCCUGCCGAAGCCGAGCACGCGCCUGCUUGCCUCAUUCUGGAGCCGACCCGCGAGCUGGCGGAACAGGUUGUUGAGCAGAUCAACGCGUUUGGCAAGUACCUGCCCGAGCCGCAGCUCCGGACGCUCCUGUUGACCGGCGGGAGCAACGCCAAGGAGCAGGCUGCGCGGCUGCGCCGCGGGGUGGACAUUGUGGUGGCGACGGCCGGGCGGGCCAAGGAGAUGCUCAAGAACGGGGCGCUGAGCCUCGCCUCGACACGGUUCUUUGUCAUGGACGAGGCCGACGACUUGCUCUCUGCAGGUGACACGGCGGCAUUCAUUCGCAGCGUGUACGCAGCGCUGCCGCUGACCCGACUCCGGGUCCAAAUCAUGUGCUUCUCGGCUACGCUCCACACCCCAGUCAUCCGCACCCUCGCCGCAGAGCUGAUGCAGCACCCGACUUGGGUCGACCUCAAGGGCCACGACUUGCUGCCGGCCACGGUCCACCAUGCAGCAGUGCGGAUCGACCCGCGUGUGCUCCGGGUCGACAAGUCGCGGCCGGUGUUCAAGGCCGACCGGGUCCAUAAGAAGGAUCGAGUGCGUGUUGGCGGGCCGACCGACGCCGACGCCUCGCACACCAUCAAGCUGCUCAAAGUGCAGAUCCUCGUUGAUCUCAUCGACACCUACGCCAUGGACCAGGCCAUUGUGUUCUGCAGAACCCGCCUCGACUGCGACACCGUUGCUGCCUACCUCAACAGUCUGCCGGUUGUGGCCGGCGGGCAAGCGUCGGGUGUGUCCAAGUACGCGGCGCUUGCGCUGCACUCGGGCAUGAACGCGAAGCGGGCGGCCAACCUCGAAGCAUUCAAGGCCGGCAGCAUUCGCUUCCUCGUCUGCACCGACGUGGCGGCGCGCGGCAUCGACAUCUCGGGCCUCCCGUUUGUGAUCAACUACACGCUGCCCGACGAGGCUGCGCAGUACGUCCACCGCGUCGGCCGCGUCGGUCGCGCCGACACCCUCGGUCUCGCCAUCUCGCUCGUGGCGUCGACUAAGGAGCGUGUCUGGUUCCAUACUUGCUCCUCGCGGUCGGGCAAGUGCAGCAACACUGCGCUCGUCAGCGACGGCGGCUGCACCAUCUGGUACGACGAGCCGGCGCUCCUCGGUGCCAUCGAGGACCUCAUCGCCGAGGAAAUCCAGUUCAUGGACGCCCAGUACCGCCUGCCGCACCUUGACGCCGCUCCGGGCUCGAUCAAGUACGGCGAAAAGGUGGACGUGGUCGAAGCGCCGUCAUCGUCCGCAAAGUACAUCGACGCCCUCAAGCCGACCGUCAAGACACUCGCCCAGCUUGAGCACAACGCCCAGGUCUCAUUCCUCACCAUGGGCGCAGAGUUUGAAGGCGUGGCACUCGCAUAGCAGCAUAACACCCUCCAUCACACGCC